UUGUUUCUAGAGAGGACAAGGUGUAUGUUAAAAUAUGAAUGCUGAAGACACAUGUGAAAGUUCAGGAUAAUCCCACUUGCCACUCACAAGAUAUGAAACUUGAAAGAAUGCAUAAUUUUACUCACUGGAUUGUUGGUGGCAGAAGAGCAAUUCAUGUGAGCAGAGAAAGUAUGCAUGAAAAAUAAGCACCCGUGACUUCUCAUUUAGCAAUACAGACAAAUUCCUGAUCCUAUAUUCAAUUCAGUAUUUCCGCCUCUUAUUUGGGCAUCCAAAGUUCUCCCCCUCUUCCACGUAAAUUACGCCUUACUUUUGCUAAUGUUAAAUGCUACACAAUACCCCAUAAAUUCAAUUCCUUAGUUUUUUCUUCUUUCUCUCUGACUUUAUCAUUCCUUUAUCCAAUCCAAUCCCAACCGUAAAGUUGGUUUGUCCUCACCUCACCUAUUAACUUCCAUUUUGGCGCAGUUGAUCCCGUGAAUAACUUCUCUCUCAACCAACAACAAACAAAAUUUUCUUCUCUAUAAGAACGCCCCAGUUCAGCACGAGUGAGUGUUAUAAUAUAACACAUAACAAUGCCUUAUUCCAUCACUUUGGCCCUCUACUUCAUUUUGCCUUUCUUUACCUUAUCUUCCUCUGCUUUCACUUCUCAACAUUACUCUACUGCUCUUCAGUAUUCCAUUCUCUUCUUUGAGGGACAGCGAUCCGGGAAGCUUCCCUCGAACCAACGUCUCACAUGGAGAGGAAAUUCUGCCUUAUCAGAUGGCUCCUCUUAUCAUGUUGACCUUGUUGGUGGCUACUAUGAUGCUGGGGAUAAUGUCAAGUUUGGCUUGCCAAUGGCCUUUACUACUACAUUGUUGGCUUGGAGUGUCAUUGAGUUUGGUGACUCGAUGGGGAACGAGAUUGAGAAUGCAAGAGAAGCAGUCCGUUGGGGGUCGGAUUAUCUAUUGAAGGCUGCCACCGACGCGCCUAAUGGCUUAUAUGUUCAAGUGGGAGAUCCAAACCUUGAUCAUAAAUGUUGGGAAAGGCCAGAAGAUAUGGACACACCACGCACUGUGUAUAAGAUAACUGCUCAAAACCCAGGCUCCGAUGUGGCAUCAGAGACUGCAGCUGCAUUGGCUGCAGCUUCGAUUGUGUUCAAUACAUCCGAUCCUUCAUAUUCCAACAAAUUGCUUGACGCGGCCUUAAAAGUAUUCGAUUUUGCAGACAAGCAUAGAGGUGCUUACAGUGAUUCCCUCCAUUCAGUGGUCUGUCCAUUUUACUGCUCUUACUCAGGAUACAAUGAUGAGCUUCUAUGGGGUGCCUCAUGGAUAUACAAAGCCUCAAAAAACAGCAUACAUUUGAACUAUAUCCAGUCCAAUGGCCAUAUACUGGGAGCUGAUGACGACGACUACACGUUCAGCUGGGACGACAAGCGCCCGGGAACCAAAAUCCUUCUCUCCCAGGAUUUCCUAGUGCAAAAUUCAGAGGAGUUCCAAAUCUAUAAAGCACACUCAGAUAACUACAUAUGCUCCCUCAUUCCAGGAACUUCCAGUUCUAGUGGUCAAUAUACUCCUGGAGGACUAUUUUUCAAAGGAAGCGAGAGCAACCUGCAAUAUGUAACUUCAGCAGCCUUCCUCCUUGUAACGUACGCGAAAUACCUAAGCUCCAACGGAGGAGCAAUUCGAUGUGGAACUUCAAGGAUUUCACCAGAAGAACUAAUCGCAGAGGCAAAGAAGCAAGUUGAUUACAUAUUAGGAGAAAAUCCAGAGAAAAUGUCAUACAUGGUGGGAUUUGGAGAACGAUACCCUCAGCAUAUUCACCAUAGAGGCUCCUCUGUGCCGUCUCUUCAUUCGCGCCCUAAUCAAGUUUCUUGCAAUGAAGGCUUCCAGUUUCUGUACUCUUCUUCCCCCAAUCCGAACGUGCUCGCUGGCGCCAUUGUUGGUGGACCUGAUAAUGGCGAUAAGUUCUCCGACGAUCGCAAUAACUAUCAGCAGUCGGAGCCCGCCACUUACAUAAAUGCCCCAUUCGUUGGCGCCUUGGCCUAUUUUUCAAAAACGCCCUAAUGGAUAAUCCACCCUUUGGGCGGAGGCUAAGAAGGAAGGAGAGAGAGGUCAUUUUGGACAUUUGUCUUACGAGUCUCGGUUUAGGGUUUAGGUCGGGGUCGGUCGAUCCAAAGUUCAAAUCUCCACUUCUUUUAUUGAGCUAAAAAUAUAUAUAUUAACGUUUUAAG
Molecule: messenger RNA, 2206 nt
Organism: Cucurbita maxima (winter squash)
Lineage: Eukaryota; Viridiplantae; Streptophyta; Magnoliopsida; Cucurbitales; Cucurbitaceae
Product: endoglucanase 1-like
Exons: 7
Coding region: 570-2039 (489 amino acids)
Biological process (GO): carbohydrate metabolic process
Molecular function (GO): hydrolase activity, hydrolyzing O-glycosyl compounds
Source: RefSeq, a predicted model, not a curated record